AUGGGGACCCUCGUGAAAUCACAGCUGGUGGCGGUUCCUCUCAUUCUCUUUUUCGUCAUCAGCUCUUGCACUGCCGCUCAUCCCUGGCGACGUGCUCUCGUUCGCGACUCCGGCGACGCUGUCUCGUGGAAUGCCGCAGCAACUGAGACGAACAGGCCCAACCCGCCUCACGGAAUUAACGCCAAGGCUGCGCCGUUCGCACAGAGGGUGUCAGAGCCCCUCGUGUAUUCUGCCAGAGGCGGCGCUGCUGGUUCCCACGCGACUCCGAGUUGGAGUCAGCACACUGCUGCCAGUCGCGUGGCAACCGACGCCCCUCACGCCGCUCGUCACGCCGUCCAAUACGCCCCAACCCCUAGAGCUUCUCUCGCUGCACGUAACGCCGUGAAUCAGGGCUCUCAAAGAUUUGGAAGCAUCGACCUCCGUGAUGCAGCAGCGAAUCAGCGUCGAAGCGGUGGUUCUCUCCAUGGCGGUGGCGGGAACGGCGGAGCAUUCACCGACAACCACGCAUUCCGCGCAGCCAGCCCCGAAGACGUGGCGAUCCAUCACCGUUCCAGCGACGAGCGCCACACGCACAAUUCCACGCAGGGUGCUAAUCGCCUCGACAGCUAUCAGCAUGAUGAUGGUGCGAAUCAUGGAAUGAUGGGGAAGGCAUCUGCACACACUAACGCAGCGGGUGAUUAUGGUGGUGAUUACAACGGCGGUGAUUACAAUGGUGGUGACAACGGCGCUGAUUACAAUGGUGGUGAAAACGGAGGUGAUUACAACGGUGGAGACAACAGCGGAGAUUACAAUGGUGGCGGUGACAACGGCGGUGAUUACAACGGUGGUGGUGACAACUGGAUUCUGGAGGAGCACAACAAGGCACGGCAGGAAGUGGGUGUGCCGGAUCUGGCAUGGGACGACGGAGUGGCAGCAACGGCACAGGAGUGGGCGAACGAGCUGGCGUCCAAAGGGUGCCCUCUGGAGCACGGCGGAGCAGAGGGGCUCGGGCAGAACCUCUACUGGCUGUCACCCGCUGCUCUCACCCCCCAGGAGGACCGUGGGGCUGUGCAGUCAUGGGUGGAGGAGAAGGCGGACUGGACCCCCAGCCCCAUUCCCGACGGGUGUGCGGACGGCAAGAUGUGUGGGCACUACACGCAGGUGGUGUGGCGCGACACCACUCAUGUCGGCUGCGCCUCUGCUCAGUGCCCCGAUGGCUCCGGCAUGUGGGUCUGCGACUACUCGCCCCCAGGCAACUUCGUUGGCCAAACCCCUUUCUAG
Messenger RNA from Closterium sp. Naga37s-1, 1260 nucleotides. Lineage: Eukaryota; Viridiplantae; Streptophyta; Zygnematophyceae; Desmidiales; Closteriaceae. The record is from the annotation of a GenBank genome assembly.